AAUGCUUUACAAUUAUUAUUGCAGGUCAUAUUCAACCGACAUUAUUCUGGCAGUUCUGAUGCAGAUAUAGGGACUCUUUAUGCUAACAGAAAUGUCAUCAAUAGACGAAAUGUUKUUUCUGAUGUUMAUAGUGCCUGGGCGCCCUGCAAGGCCUUCAUGCUAAUAGAUCUCAAGGCACGUAUUAUUGCUGCAGCAAUGAAUUUGUUGGAUAUGAAGAAACUGGAAGAACAACMCAAAAAGUUUGUCAUUUCAGAAGAACUCAAAAAUGCACCUGAUYUUGUUAAACAACUGUACUUGCACAAACUAUGUAUCAAGUUAGUCGAUACAUUUAUAAUCGACCAGGAUCUUCAAAAAGAGCUUAUGAAUAAAGUUCUGUCAAAUCAAGAGCAGGAAGACAUAUUUGAUCACCAAAACCUUACAGCUGAUGGUAGGUUCAUGUGUAGGCAUGAAGGAUGCACAAAGUCAUUUAAAUAUAAUGGCAAAAGUAAAAAAAAGCAUGAGAUGACACACAACCAACUAAAGCCUACAGAAAUACCAGCUUUGUCAUCAAAGUAUCCUGAAAAGUCUGCUAAUAAGGAAGCUAAGUUACGCGAUGAUGCCUACAAUUACAACUGMUCAUUGUUAAACCAUGGACUAUUGUUCAUGAACUUUUUAGAUGCUACAUCUGAAGGGGAUGGUCCUAGACUUAUGCGAUGUUGGAAAUUCUUUCUGCUCCACUUCAAACAUGAGAAGUCAACAUACAAGUAUGCUUUAGAAGCUCUAUAUUUACAGUUUCAAGCACAAGCUUUACUUCCUCCAGCCCAAGCUUUUGACCUUAUUCACAAUCGAACAGUAAACAACAGAGGAGGAGCUGGUAGAAAUGUGUCGCUUGACCUAGAUUUGGAGCAUGAAAAUAACUACCUCAAGCAGAACAUAAAAGCUUUGGGACCAAAUGUUGCUCCUGCUCCUGUCAGAAGAAUAUGCCGAGCGCAAAAAGUAACACAAACUCUAUUAAGUAACAUUGACAAUGAGUGUAGCAUUGUAAGAAAAUCAGGAACACAUGUAACAUCAGAUAACAGCAAAGACCUCAAAGCAAUUAUUGAUGUAUUUGUCAAAGAAGAGGUGUGCACUUUUACACCUGGGAGGCAUUACUUGAGCUUCCCUGAGAUUAUGAGGGACCCACUAUCUGCAUUAGAURUGUCUGCUCUGUACAAAUGGAUAAACAUGCACAAAAAAAACAUUGAUUUGGGCAGGAAAGCCCGUUGAAUACUUUGUUGAUUAUUAUCUAUCUGCAUGCAUUUGCAACAAGUCUUAAACUGUCAUAAUUAUUAUAAUACAAUGUACAAAACACAAGAAAGAUCAAAUAGUGUGGCCAAUUUGAAUAAAUAGGAGAAAGUAAUACUAUAUAAUAGAUGCUUUCUAUAAAAGGGCCUACCCAAAUAUGUAUCUAGUAUGCAUUUUGCAAUAAAUCAAUUGAAAAUACCUUACAGUAAUAUUCAUAUUACAUUGUUUAUGUCAGUCCAUUUGAAUAUUGUCAAUCAUGCCUGCAACAGCAUCUGGGAUAUCAGGUAUCUGUUCAGCAGAAUAUUCCAAGAUGCUCAUGUCUUCUGGGAAAAGCCCACUAUAAGACAAUUCGUCCCAGUCUAACUCCAUUAGUUCUUCAUUUGGAAUGACGAUUUCCCACAUGUCUUUGUCAUCAACAUCAUCAUCAAAUUCUAAGUCAUCAUCAGAUAAUUCAUCUUCGUCACCAUCAUCCUGUCUUUCUUCAUCAAAUACUUCUCUGAUGAUCUUCAAUAUUGUUAUUGCAUGCCUUCUUUUCCAAAUUUCAACAUAUUUGUACAGAUCAGGUAAAUCAAAU
This is a messenger RNA of Exaiptasia diaphana, 1837 nucleotides long. RefSeq lists its product as uncharacterized. The record is from RefSeq and is a predicted model, not a curated record. The transcript has a single exon. NCBI's taxonomy places the organism in Eukaryota, Metazoa, Cnidaria, Anthozoa, Actiniaria, Aiptasiidae. The annotation marks the transcript as partial.